GUGACCCAACUUGCUUGGCUUUUGGUUUAAGCAUAAAAGAAUAACUGAUCCCCAAGAACAGAAGAACCAGCACGAGAGGGGAAUUAGACAGACUCAGAGUUCCAGAAACUAGCAAAGGGGAUUCAGAAAAUUCAUAUCUUUGUUUAUCCACAUCUAUGGUUACCAGGCUCCGAAUGAAAAAAGUUCGAUUCUUUGCGCAAGUUAUUUCGCUGGCUUUCCUGGAAACAAGCUUCAAGCAUCUGGGUGUUUCUUUCCCUAUCUUUAUCUUCUCUUCGUGAAGGUUGAACUGGCCAAAGUUUGGAUCUUUUCUACUUGAAGGCGGUGAUCUUGGAGUUCAGAGUACGAUGGAUUCGUGGUAAUCUCAGAGAGAUCUGAGUGGGAAAGGACUUGUUAGCAAUGGAACCACCCGCGGGUUUACGGGCUUCAUUGUUGAACUUUAUUCGCUUUCUUCCUUACUUCAUCGGACUUCUGCUUCUAGGCAGCAUUAAAGGUAUCAUUUUUUGCCCAUUGAUAUGCUUAAUAAUCACCAUUGGGAACUCUACUAUCAUCAUUGGUCUUUGGGCAGCGCACAGUCUCUGGACAUAUUACUGCGUAGUGAGAGCUAAGCAAUUAGGGCCAAUUGUGAAGUUUGUUAUCUGCACAUGUGUUCUUCCUGUGCUGUUGAUUUUGUGGCCUGUGGUUGGCAUAGUUGGGAGUAUAAUUGGUGGAGCAGCGUAUGGGUUUUUCCAACCAAUAUUGGCAACUUUUGAAGCGGUUGGGGAAGGAAGGAGUGACACGUUUUACCACUGCAUUGUUGAUGGUACAUGGAGCGCAGUGAAAGGGAGCUUUACCGUUGUGAGAGAUGUAAGAGAUGUGUGUUUCUAUUCAUAUUUCUCGAUUAUGGAUGACUUGAGACAGAAGGGGCCUCCGGAUGUGAAAUAUCUCGAGAUCAGACUGUUAUAUCUUCCUGGCGCUAUUAUAGCAGGAGUGCUUGGUAUCCUAGUUGACGGGCCUGUGAUAUCAUUUGUGGCACUCUUCAAAAGUCCUUACAUGCUUUUUAAAGGAUGGAAACGUUUGUUUCAUGACCUCAUAGGUCGUGAAGGACCUUUCUUGGAGACAAUAUGUGUACCUUUCGCCGGUCUUGCUAUUCUUCUGUGGCCUUUGGCUGUUAUUGGGUCAGUUCUGGCGUCCAUGUUAGCGAGCGUCUUCCUCGGUGCUUAUGCAGGGAUAGUUGCUUAUCAGGAGUCUUCUAUCUUAUUUGGGCUCCGCUACAUUAUUGCGGCUAUGUCAAUUUAUGAUGAAUACAGCAAUGAUAUUCUUGACAUGCCAGAAGGAUCCUGCUUCCCCAGGCCUCAGUAUCGGAGAAAGAGUGAGUCAACAAAAUCAACUUCUCGUGCAUCUUCCUUCUCGAAACCCGGCUCCUUCAAAAAGACAUAUUCUCGCUCAUCUUCACUGAAAAAUACUAUUGGGGAACUAAAACCACUUGAGCUAUUAGACGGGUUAUUUAGAGAAUGUCAUAAUGCUGGAGAAAGAAUGGUUUCAGAAGGAUUAAUCACGCGUCAGGACAUUGAAGAAGCCAAGUCUGGUAAAGGAAGUAAAAUUAUCAGUGUUGGUUUUCCAGCAUAUUGCCUUCUUCAGGCACUAAUACGCUCUGCAAAAGCAAAUUCCACUGGUAUUUUAUUAACUGAUGAUAUAGAGCUGACUUCCACAAACAGACCAUCUGAGACUUUCUUUGAUUGGUUCCUUAAUCCUCUUUUGAUCAUUAAAGACCAAAUCAAAGCAGAGAAUCUCUCUCCCUCGGAAGAGGAUUACCUCAGCAAAUUAGUUCUUUGGAGUGGUGAUCUUGAGAGAAUAAAAAGUUCUAGCGUCGGCCCAGCUCCUGAACCGGAGCGCAAGCGUGCUGAGCUCGAUGGAUUGGCUAGAAGGCUGCAAGGGAUCAUGAAAUCGAUGUCGAGGUUCCCAACAUUCCGGCGGCGGUUUGAUUAUCUUGUGAACAAAUUGUCCGAUGAUCUUGCAGAGAAGCAUGGAGCUCAUCCAAUGGCCAGAUCAAAGAGUGCAUUUGGUCGGAUGAUUAGUCUCAAUUCUUUUAAGGGCAGAAAAACUAACGGGUCUGAUCAAGAGUCAGUACGUGUUGAAAGAGACGUGGAAAUUUCUUGACGCCAAUUUCUUGCUUGACAAUUUCAUCUUAACCUUAAAAGCAUCAAAUACGGUGUUAUACAUGUAGUGUAAUAGUCUUUAUUCUUAAUCUAUUUUUGCCUUCCAAGCGUCAUCACUA
Molecule: messenger RNA, 2254 nt
Organism: Neltuma alba
Lineage: Eukaryota; Viridiplantae; Streptophyta; Magnoliopsida; Fabales; Fabaceae
Exons: 11
Coding region: 397-2136 (579 amino acids)
Source: RefSeq, a predicted model, not a curated record